UGGACAAAAUCUGCUUCGUUGAAGGUCAUGGCAAAAUCCGGAGGAAAAGGAGUGAAUCUGAAGGACAAACUGGAAGGCAAUGAGUUGGACUUAAGCUUGUGUGACUUGAAUGAGGUGCCAGUUAAAGAGCUGGCAGGGCUUCCAAAGGCUACUGUUUUGGACCUGUCCUGUAACAACCUCACCUCUUUACCAUCAGACUUCUGCAGUUUAACCCACUUGGUGAAAUUGGACCUGAGUAAAAAUCAACUUCAGCAGCUGCCCACGGACUUUGGUCGUUUGGUUAACUUGCAACACCUAGACCUUCUGAACAAUCGAUUAGUUAUCUUGCCAGUUAGUUUUGCACAACUCAAGAACCUGAAGUGGCUGGAUCUGAAAGACAACCCACUGGAUCCCACACUGGCUAAGGUAGCUGGGGAUUGCUUGGAUGAAAAGCAGUGUAAACAGGCUGCUAUUAGGGUUCUGCAGUAUGUGAAAUCUAUCCAAUCUGAGCUGGAUCGUGAGAGGCAGCGAAAGCUACAAGCAGAGCGAGAACUAGAGAAGAGACGUGAAGCAGAGCAACGAGCAAGGGAGGCCCAAGAGCGGGAACUGAGGAAGAGGGAAAAGGCAGAGGAGAAGGAACGCAGGAGAAGGGAAUAUGAUGCUCUGAAAGCUGCAAAGCAGGAAAUAGAUAAACAUAGAAAGAAAGAAAAUGGUGAGAAUCCAAAACUCUCAGUUUCCCAUUCAUCAAAGCAACAUCAACACAAACGUUCUUGGUAUGGGAUCCUGCUGAAGAUGCUGCUGUUCCUGCUGCUAAGCGCCCUCAGUACUUUGGCCAUUUGCAACUUCACAGAUCUGCAGCACAAGUCUGUGUGCCUCAGCGUCAACAUGCUCUACGAAGACGCACUUGCCACUGUGCAGAGUCACAGAAUCCUGCGGAACGUCCUGCAGCCAAACUCACAGCAGUGAUGCUGGCUCAGCC
This is a messenger RNA of Euleptes europaea (tarantolino), 958 nucleotides long. RefSeq names its product leucine rich repeat containing 59 (gene LRRC59). NCBI's taxonomy places the organism in Eukaryota, Metazoa, Chordata, Lepidosauria, Squamata, Sphaerodactylidae. Bases 28 to 945 code for a protein of 305 amino acids. The record is from RefSeq and is a predicted model, not a curated record. The transcript has 7 exons. Gene Ontology annotation, molecular function: protein binding.